Molecule: messenger RNA, 1044 nt
Organism: Ostreobium quekettii
Lineage: Eukaryota; Viridiplantae; Chlorophyta; Ulvophyceae; Bryopsidales; Ostreobiaceae
Source: the annotation of a GenBank genome assembly
AUGUCCGCCCCGCACAGGCCACCCCUCCCGGACGCACAACACCCCAUCACCGCUAUCCAAUGCCCGCCGAUCCCAACCCGCAUCGGCAACGCAUCCCUGCGCAGGUCCCGGUGCGAUGGCAGGAUGUUCGGGCACCACCGCGGGGCGCCAAAGGCGGCCGAGGGGGACGAUGGCGGCAUGGGCGGGUCGGGCAAGGCUUCGCAGUUCGAGAACACGCCGGGGAGCAAGGGCGACCUGGGAAUGGGGGAGGACGUGCUGGGCCGGCUGCGUGUAGCGGAGGAGGAGGCCGCCAAGCUGAGGAAGGAGCUGGCGGCGGUCAGGGGGGAGAAGGACAGCAAGGAGGCUGCCGGCCCAACAGGAAGCACGCAGGGGGAGGCGAGAAAAAGGCGUGGAGCUCCGGAGCUUGUGUAUGAUGCGGAGCGGCCUAACUGGUUUAGUGAGACCGACAUGGAGUUUCUUGUGGGCUCAAAUGCAAAUGAGACGAACUCAUCCUACAAUUUGUCCGUGGAGGAGCAAGAUGUCAUAAAGAGAAGGCUGCUUCUGGCUGGAGGCCUAACUGCAGUUGUGGCAGCGGCUGCUCUAAUUCCGCCUGACCUGAUUCAGUUCAAGCCAUCGGGCCCAUUGUCAUCAUACAUCUUGCCACUGCUGAGGAGUCGAGCUCUGCUGGGAGAGGCACAAGAAUACAUUGGGAAUGCAGACUGGCAGCAAGUCCGGUUGAUACUGGAUCGGAUCAAGGGACCACCAAACAACACAAAGGAGAAUCUGUUUGCUGCAUCCAGCCUCCUGGACAGCAGGGCAACCCAGCAGCGGGCAGAGCAGCUGGCCAAAGAUUUCCUCGACAACUUGGAAGCGAUCGACUACAACAAAUACUUUGAGGACCGCAGUAGGAGCCCCGACCAGGGUGGCGCUGCGCAGCAGCGCUUCGUCAACUUUUCGUUGCAGGCCCUUAAGGCCACGACAUCCAAUCUGGACGCUUUCUUGAGGCUGAUGCCAAGCACGGCUCUGGAAGAGGCACGGCAGGAGCUGGAGUCGGUCUACAAUUGA